Molecule: messenger RNA, 2658 nt
Organism: Fonticula alba
Lineage: Eukaryota; Rotosphaerida; Fonticulaceae
Exons: 5
Coding region: 1-2658 (885 amino acids)
Molecular function (GO): hydrolase activity
Source: RefSeq, a predicted model, not a curated record
AUGAUGUCCAGCCAGGCCGAUUGUCCCAAUGAGGCGGACUUUUCUGAGCCCACGGUCGCGCGUCGGGUAGCCCCUGCCCUCGGGCCAAAUGGCUUUCCCUCGCCCGACAUCCCGCCACACCACGCCGCCUCUCCCUUGCUCUCGUCCACCCACUCCUCGGGUGACUAUCACGACGGCGCGCAAUCCAGCUCCGCCUCAACCACCCCCCUGCUGAAGGGCUCCUCCAGCUCCACCGCUACCGCCACCGCCGGUGCUCCUCCCGCCCUCUUGAGCACUGCCACCCCCAUUGCUGGCGCCUCUCCUGGCCCUGCAACGCCUCCUCCCUCCCCGUCGGCCAUGUCUUCCUGGCCUGCGGUUCGUCGCCGGCUGGCGCGGCAUCUUUGCGCCACCAUUGUCAUCGUGGUGGCUCUCAUUUCGAUCUUGGGCUACCUGAUCGACAUCCGCCGUCCGGUGAAGAUCACCCCCACAUCUGACGCUGGGCUUCCCUCGCCGGGUCACCACACCGAUCGGCUCUUCUGGUUCUCCCAGGUGUCGGACAUCCACAUCAGUCAGUUCCACCCGGAGCAUGCUGAUAACCUGCGCGUCUACCUGGAGCACGUCCUGCCGGUCAUUGACCCGGAGCUGGUCAUUGCAUCCGGCGAUCUGACUGACGGCCUGGACACCCCCAACAAUGCCAUCUACAACCGCAACCGCCAGAUCGAGGCUGAGUGGUCCACGUACCGGGCCCUGCUGGAGGAGUUCAAUGUCCUGCAGGACCCGAACUUCUGGCUGGACAUCCGCGGCAACCAUGACUCGUACACCGCCCCACCGGGCACUGAGCGCGAUCUCUUUGUUCAGUAUGGUGCGCGUGGCGACGAGGACAGCACUUACUACCAGGUAGAGGUGGUGAAGCCCUAUGGCCAGUACCGCUUCGUUGGUUUCGACAGCACCUCCGGCCUGCAGGGCAUGAACGCCCCGUUCUCUUUCUUUGCCGCUCUGGCGCCGGGCCCCGAUGUGUCCGGCCUGAUUGACAUGGUGUCUCGCCCGGGCUCCAAUCACACGGUCCUCUUUGGCCAUCACCCCCGGUCGGUGUCCAGUAUUCACCUGCCCUGGCAGGCCCUGUCACGCGGAUCGAUCGCCUACCUGUGCGGGCAUCUGCACCAGGCGGACAUGUACACCGCGCCGCCGAACCUGGACGACGCGCACCUGGAGCUGGAGCUGGAGGACAUGCGCACGCAUCGGACCUUCCGCAUGCUGGCCAUGGAUCACGACCUGUUCAGCUUCAUCGACACGACCCUCGGCCCGGCCACCUUCCCCCUGGUGCUGCCCACCACGCCGAAGGACUCGCGGCUGCUGACAUCGCGCGAGCCGCUCGGCCUGCAGAUCCGGCCCGAUGGACUGAUGCGCGUGCUCAUUUGGCUGCCCAAUGACCACCAGCUGACCCUGGGGCAGGUCCUGAUUGACGGAGUGCAAGUGGGCAACCUGCGCCGUGUGACGGCCGGCCAUCCGCUACACACCUGUACCUGGAACCCGGAGCGGUACCUCGACGGCAAGACGCACCAGGUGACCUUCCGCGUGCAGGCGGCUUUCACCGGCGCGCCUGGCUCCGCGCGGCAUCCCCUGACCACGCUGGACCCGGUGGAGGUGACGGUCCCGAUGCAUCUGGGCCACCAGCGCCAGGCCCCGGGGUCCUUGCUGAUGACGGCCCUGCAGCGCAUGCAUCUGGCCAAGUUCUUCCUCAGCCUGGAUGUGGUCUUCUUCACGUACUUCAUUGCCCUGUUGACGGGUGGGCUGUUCAUGCACUUUGCCUUCCCGCCGGUCACCGGCCGGCGUCGCGGCAGCCACACCUCUUCCGGCGGGAGUGCCAGCGAGCCGGGCGCCACUGGCGGCAGCGGCGGGUCGGCCGAGUCCCGGAUCGUCCUGUCGGAUCCGGAGGACGAGUUCUCCGACACCAAGACCGGUGUGAUGCUGGUCAUGCCGGCGACCGGUGGCAGCAGCAGCAGCAGCAGCAGCAGCAGUGCGCCCGGCUCGCCCGGGUCUCCGGGCGGGGAUGCCGGCGAAACCGUGGCCCUGGUGGCGGCGGUCGGUGGCGGAGCCAGCGGCCUGACCCCGGAGGCGCCUCGGCAUCGGCCGUCUGCCAGCGAGGAGGUUCCCUUCUGGAAGCUGGUACUGCUGGCCUGGAAGGCGCAUUUGAUCCGCGUGGGGCGUCUCUCUCCGGUGGCCUUUACCUUCCUGUCCGGGUCGCUGGUGUGCCUGGGGGUGGGUCCGGUAUUGGCCGGGCCGCUGGCCGGCUUCGAGCACCCGUGGGCUGUGGCCUUUUCCUGGGGCGCGGCCACCCCCUUCGGGUAUGCUCCGGCCCCGGAGAUGCUGGCCAUUGUCCUGCUGAUUGGCAUUUGCAUCUAUGCGCCAGCCUUCGCGGCCAUUGUGCGCAUCGAGGCUGAGAUGCGCCGGCGCCAGCGUGGUCGCGGUGCCCGCAGCCUUGGCCCGGCCAUCACCCUCAUCUCCAUGUCGGUGUUCUUCACGGUGCUGAUGCUCAUCCUGCUGGGUGGCUGGCUGCGUGUUGAGACGGCCCUCCUCUCGCCGAUGGGGCUGUGGUUCGAGCUGUUGGCGGUGACCUUGUUCACCGUGCGCUGGGUCAAGCUCGAGUGCCGGACUCGUGUCUUCUGCAAGUCGCAGUAA